AUGGCCUUCAGGGAUUUGGCAAUGGCAAUGGUCUACUUAGUUCAGACUCUCAUUGCUACACUGGGGAAUUUCUUUCUUCUGUGCCAUUGUACCUGCCUUCAUUUCACUAAGUGUCGAUUGAGGUCCACAGAUCUGAUUCUCAAGCACCUGGUCAUAGCCAACUCUUUGGUCAUUCUGUUUAGAGGAAUUCCUGAAACAAUGGCAGCAUUUGGCUUGAGAGAUUUCCUCAGUGACCUGGGAUGCAAACUUGUUUUCUAUGUUCACAGAGUAGGCAGAGGUGUGUCCAUCAGCAGUACCUGCCUCUUGAGUGUCUUCCAGGUGAUCACAAUCAGCCCUAGGAGCUCCAGGUGGGCAGAGCUUAAGCUAACAGCCCCCAAGCAUGUAAGCACCUUCAGCAUCCUCUGUUGGAUCCUCCACAUGCUGUUAAACACAAUUGUUCUUAUGUAUGUUACUGACAGAUGGGGCCAUAAAAACAUCACCUACAGAAAAGAGUUUGGAUACUGUUCUACUAUUCGCCAACAAAAGUCUAGGACAAUCCUGCAUGCUGCAGUAAUGUUCCUCCCUGAUGCAUUGUGUGUGGGGCUCAUGCUCUGGACCAGCAGCUCCAUGAUUUCUAUCCUGUACAGGCACAAGCUAAGAAUGCAACAUGUUCACAAGUCCAACUUGACACACAGAUCCUCCCCUGAGACCAGGGCCACCAAAACCAUCAUUCUCCUGGUCAUCACCUUCGUCUAUUUUUAUUCCCUCUCUGCUAUUUUCCAAGCUUUCUUCACUUUGUAUAAAAAUCCUAACAGUUUGCUUGUGAAUGUUGCUGCUCUAGUCAGUGGGGGUUACCCAACAGUCAGCCCUUUUCUGCUCAUGAAACAUCACCCAAGCAUAUCCAGUCUCCUUGACUGUUUAAGGAAUGCAAAAACUUGUAAUGUUAUGAGGAUCAUGUAA
This is a messenger RNA of Chinchilla lanigera (long-tailed chinchilla), 939 nucleotides long. Its product is annotated as vomeronasal type-1 receptor 4-like. Bases 1 to 939 code for a protein of 312 amino acids. Gene Ontology annotation, cellular component: membrane. Lineage: Eukaryota; Metazoa; Chordata; Mammalia; Rodentia; Chinchillidae. The transcript has a single exon. The record is from RefSeq and is a predicted model, not a curated record. Gene Ontology annotation, biological process: G protein-coupled receptor signaling pathway. Gene Ontology annotation, molecular function: pheromone receptor activity.